AUGCGUACUUCCUCGUCAAAACCGCCGACUCAUUCGGUCGUGAAAGGAAAGAAGAAAAAGUCCAUCGCUUGCCAAAGAUGUCACACGCACAAGAUCAAAUGUUCUGGCGAACAACCGUGCACCAAGUGUCGCAAUUCUGGACGCGCUGCCGAAUGCACCUAUGUUAAUCGGGAUCGUCAGAUCAAGGUCCACGAGAGUUAUCUCGAUCAACUGGCCGCUGAGAAUGAGCGGCUGCGUGAGCAACUCUCACAAUCACCGGCAACUCUGAGCCAGUCUCCACACUAUAAUGAAGAUGGCCAUGUUUCGGAUGGUGAUGCAGUCGUACAGAACCCCAUGAUUGGCGAACGAGGAUGGUUUCAGCCUUAUGACCAUUCUGCUCCACCAAUUCAUAUCGGGGAAGCAGCGUGCACUGCCUUUGCAACUCGCUUGCGUCAAGUCCUCACCCAGACGAGGGCGUCGCAUAUGCCGAGGAUACAGUAUACUCCCGAAGCAACGCUGUACAAACUCCGAGAUUCUACAUUGGAAUGGCCGGGCUUGCCACAGGCGCGCCUAUUAAUCCAAAUUGUCGUCAAUCAGGUUAGCCGUGUAUAUCACCUGUUUCUCAGAAAAUCGACGAUUCAAGAGUUGGAAGACGUCUAUCGCAAAGGAAGCUUUGAUGAUCCGAUAUUAAAGACAAAGUUCUUCGCUCUUUUUGCCAUGGGUGAAGUCUAUUCCGCACGUUCAAAUACUAAACUAGAAUGCGGAGUUCCCGGUGCUCCAUACUAUGUGAAUGCGAUGACUCUGAUUCCCAUACUCCCCGAGAGGCCGAGUAUGACCGUCAUCGAGUCUUUACUCAUUUUAUCCUUAUACUCCUACUUUCUGAACCGACGCCAUUCCGCAUUCCUCCUCGUCGGUAAUGCAAUGCGUCUUGGGUUGACUUUGGGAUUGAAUCACGAUAUCCCUGAAUGCAACUGCCCAGAUCCUGUCGAGCGCCAACACCGAAUUCGUCUGUGGUGGGCAAUAUAUGUUUUCGAUAGAAUGUAUGGAUCAAAAACAGGUUGGCCCAUCCAAAUCGCCGACGAUGACAUCCACGUCGAAAUGCCAUCAAAAUUAGCCUGCGAUCUGCACGAGGAGCAAUUCUCCGAUACUGAAUUUCUCCUCGCCAGUAUUCAACUGGCUCGUAUAACAGGCCAGACCAUCGAGAAAGUCUAUAGUCGAAAGAAGCAGCCGGACUCGUUUUUGCAACGAGAGCAAAAGCUACUUAUCUCCUUGAAGGAAUGGUCGCAAAACCUUCCUCCGCAUCUUCGACUCAAUAGGAACAGCCACGCCCCAAACAAUGUGGUAUCUUUGCACCUUCAGUUUAACCAGUGCAUCAUGUUGGCAACUCGACCUAUUUUGCUUUUCACACUCAUUCAAUCCAGAAAAGACCCAGAAGAAGACUCAAACCAGUCCGCCAAGCUGAAAGAACAAACCCUGAAGACUCUGGGCGACGCAUGUCUUCAUGCUGCAAGACAUACACACUCGCUUAUUGUCGAGGAGUGGGCAAAUGGCUCCCUUCCAAUCUACGGCUACUUCUACGCACACUAUCUCUUCUCUUGCGCACUGAUUAUGGUAAUAUCGAGUCAAAUCAACUCCGAUAAUCACAGCGAUUUCACCUUAUUCGAAACUGCUUAUGAAAUUCUGCGCAUGAUGCGCGACCACGGAAACCUUGCUGCAACGGAGUUCUACGACAAUUUAGAAAGUGUGCGAGAGUGUCUAGACGAGGUACAUGGAUCCACCGCCCGGCACGCAUCGUCGAGCUCUCGUCUUCCAAGGCAUGGAAAUUCUGAUCCUCUAUCAUUUUCACCUGACGCCACGCAUGGACCCAGUGAAGUAUCUUUGGGCGGAAAUUCGGCUUUGCCUGAUUCUAUGGCACCGGGGAGUCUGACAGACGAAAUGAUAUUUUUGGAUCAAAGUAUGGAGGACUUUUUGGCUCAACCCGAUGUUGAUUUUGGGCCAUUGGAUCCCUCGGGAGUACCUAUCAAUGUGGCGGAUGCGGUGUACUCGUGGCCAAAUUUCUCACUUUGGACGGCGUAG
Molecule: messenger RNA, 2055 nt
Organism: Penicillium waksmanii
Lineage: Eukaryota; Fungi; Ascomycota; Eurotiomycetes; Eurotiales; Aspergillaceae
Product: Zn(II)2Cys6 transcription factor
Exons: 6
Coding region: 1-2055 (684 amino acids)
Biological process (GO): DNA-templated transcription; positive regulation of transcription by RNA polymerase II
Cellular component (GO): nucleus
Molecular function (GO): sequence-specific DNA binding; DNA-binding transcription factor activity, RNA polymerase II-specific; zinc ion binding
Source: RefSeq, a predicted model, not a curated record